Racocetra persica is the source of this 285-nucleotide messenger RNA. The record is from the annotation of a GenBank genome assembly. NCBI's taxonomy places the organism in Eukaryota, Fungi, Glomeromycota, Glomeromycetes, Diversisporales, Gigasporaceae.
CAUUCAAAGGAAAUGCAUUUGAUGUCAAUGUUGUUCGCACAACGCUAGCCACCAAUUUUUAUGGUACACUUAACGUAUUCAAUGCUCUAUAUCCACUUAUUCGACCAAAUGGUCGUAUUAUUAACGUUUCAAGUAAAGCUGGAAAAUUAAGUGUUGUGAGCAGUGCUUUGAAACAAGAAUUUUUAAAAGAGGAUCUGGAUGUGGAGGGAUUAAUUAAAUUAAUGAAGAGAUUUGAGAAUGCAGUAGAGGCAGGUACUCACGAACAGGAUGGAUGGCCCAGUCAAG